Messenger RNA from Protobothrops mucrosquamatus (brown spotted pit viper), 2622 nucleotides. Its product is annotated as zinc finger homeobox protein 4-like. The transcript has 5 exons. The coding region runs from base 1 to 2622 and encodes 873 amino acids. Gene Ontology annotation, biological process: regulation of transcription by RNA polymerase II. The record is from RefSeq and is a predicted model, not a curated record. Gene Ontology annotation, cellular component: nucleus. Lineage: Eukaryota; Metazoa; Chordata; Lepidosauria; Squamata; Viperidae. Gene Ontology annotation, molecular function: RNA polymerase II cis-regulatory region sequence-specific DNA binding; DNA-binding transcription factor activity, RNA polymerase II-specific.
AUGAGUCCAGGAGAACCCCCACAUUACGCACUGGAUUUGUCUGGGACAGAACAAUCACAUCUAACACCAGAGAUGUUUUACCAGUGCCCUUAUUGUAACUACAAUAGCAGGGACCCAAAUCGUAUACAGAUGCAUGUUUUGUCACAACAUUCUAUGCAGCCUGUGAUCUGCUGUCCCCUUUGUCAAGAUGUCCUGAGCAACAAAAUGCAUCUGCAAUUGCAUCUGACUCAUUUGCACAGUGUGUCACCUGAUUGUGUGGAAAAACUGCUUAUGACAGUUCCUGUACCAGAUAUGAUGAUGCCUAACAGUAUGCUACUGCCAACAGUUGCUUCAGAGAAAUCUGACUGCGAUGCCAUGUCCACAAACCUGAGAACUGAGGGAUCUGGAAAAUACUCAGGUGAUAGUCCUCCAGAGGAGAAGAAUACUCCUGGGCUUGAAGAAUCAAAAACUGGAAUGGAAAUUAAAAUAGAGGAAAAUAAGCCACUAAAAGAAUCUGCUGAACUGCCAGAAUGGAACAAAAGCAGCAGUAAUGAUAUAAAGAUAAUUGAAUCACUGCCAGAUCAUUUGAAUGAACAGCAGAAGAGGCAGCAGCUUUCUGUUUCUGAUCGCCAUGUCUAUAAAUAUCGUUGUAACCAUUGUAGCUUGGCUUUUAAGACUAUGCAGAAGCUUCAGAUACAUUCCCAGUAUCAUGCUAUUCGGGCUGCUACCAUGUGUAGCCUUUGCCAACGUAGCUUCCGUACAUUCCAGGCUUUAAAAAAACAUUUGGAAACAGGCCAUCCAGAACUCAGUGAAGCUGAAAUUCAGCAGCUGUGUACAUCUUUACCUGUAAAUGGUGAACUCUGGUCAGAAAAUGAAAGUAUGGCACAAGAGGAACAUGCACUAGAACAAGAUAUAGAAAGGGAAUAUGAGGUGGACCAGGAAGGUAAAGCAAGUCCUGUAGGAAGUGACAGCAGCUCGAUUCCAGAUGAAAUGGGCUCAGAACCAAAGCGGACCUUACCUUUUAGAAAAGGGCCAAAUUUUACUAUGGAAAAGUUUCUAGAUCCUUCUCGUCCAUAUAAAUGCACAGUGUGCAAAGAAUCUUUCACACAAAAGAACAUUCUUUUGGUCCAUUAUAAUUCAGUCUCCCAUUUACAUAAACUCAAAAAAGUGUUGCAGGAAGCAUCCAGUCCUGUCCCUCAAGAAGCAAACAGCAGCACUGACAACAAACCCUAUAAAUGCAGCAUUUGCAAUGUUUCUUACAGCCAAAGUUCUACACUGGAAAUCCACAUGAGAUCUGUACUGCAUCAGACUAAGGCAAGGGCUGCAAAAUUAGAGCCAAACAGUAAUACAUUAAGCGGAACUAGUACAGCAGGGAGCGUUAAUAGCCCUAGCCAAGGAUCAGUAGAGUCUACGAGCUUACCAGCAGCUAACAGCAAAGAAACUCACCUAGAUGCCAAAGAAUUAAAUAAAAAACAGGCUUCUGAAUUUAUUUCUGCUCAGCCUACACAUCAUCCUCCCCAGUCACCAGCACAACUGCAGAUGCAACUCCAGCAUGAAUUGCAGCAGCAAGCAGCUUUCUUUCAGCCACAGUUCUUGAAUCCUGCUUUUUUGCCUCAUUUUCCUAUGACGCCAGAAGCGUUGCUGCAAUUUCAACAACCACAGUUUCUUUUUCCGUUUUAUAUUCCAGGGACUGAAUUCAGUCUGAGCCCUGAUCUGGGUUUACCUGCUUCUGCCACUUUUGGUAUGCCUGGAAUGGCAGGUAUGGCAGGUUCAUUGUUAGAAGAUCUAAAACAGCAGAUGCAAGUUCAGCACCAUGUCGGUCAAACUCAGCUACAGCUAUUACAGCAACAGGCACAACAGUAUCAAAUUACACCACCUCAAAUUCAGCCCCCAAAGCAGCAACAGCAACAGGCUAAUAAGUUGGUAAAAGCAGAGCAAAAUCCUGCGGUAAAUACAGAAUGCCAGAUGGUGAAGGAUAUGCCCUUAGUUAAGGAAUCUGAAGAGAUUUCUGAGAAACAAGAAAAACCAAAGCAAGAAUUCACAAGUGAUAGUGAAGGGUUGAAAGAAAACAAAGAAAUAAAGAAGCAGAAGUCUUCAGAACCAAUUAUCCCACCACCUAGAAUUGCUUCUGGGGCAAGAGGAAAUGCAGCCAAAGCUUUAUUAGAAAAUUUUGGCUUUGAAUUGGUUAUUCAAUAUAAUGAGAACAGGCAGAAGGUGCAGAAGAAAAGUAAAACUAGUGAUUGUGAAAAUACUGACAAAUUGGAAUGUGCAGCGUGUAGCAAAUUAUUUUCAAACAUACUUAUAUUGAAGAGUCAUCAGGAACACGUCCAUGGUCAGUUCUUCCCAUAUGGUGCACUAGAAAAAUUUUCCUGUCAAUACAGGGAGGCAUAUGACAAACUUUAUCCUAUUUCACCAUCUUCUCCAGAACCACCCCCACCUCCAGCUCCAUCUGUAACUCCUUCACAACCUUCAUCUAGCUCUGGAAAAAUUCAGAGCAUAACUCCCACUCCUCUGCAAGCUCCACCGCCAACACCACCUCCACCGCCUCCGCCACCACCUCCUCCGCCACCGCCUCCGCCUUCUGCUCCACCACCAGUGCAGCUGCCAAUCUUACUCAGCUUUGUCAGCAACAACUUGGAUUAG